AUGGAUGACUCUUUUUUGACAGAGUAUAGAGCAUCAUGUGUUGCACAACGUAUAGCAAAUUUAACAUUAGAUACAGUGCUUUAUUUAUCUGAUAAUGAAUUUACUCGUGUUGAACAAGACCCAAAAAUAGGAACUUUAUUAUGGCCUGAUUGGCAUUAUGGUGUAGUGAGUAUGUAUGGGACACAUUUAACAGUAAAUCAUUUAUUAGUUUCUGAAAAGCUUGAUAUAAAAAAAGUAGAUGAAUUAUUAGAUCAAUCAACAACAAAUGAAAAUCCAGAUGAUUUAGAAAAAAAUCAUCGUUUACAUUUACAUUGUUGGCAUACAGAUAAACAAUUUUCAAAAUUUCAAUUUAAAGCUGAAAACUAUAACCAUAUAGAUCCACGUACACCUAUUAAUGAUACAUUAGCUCAAUCUUAUGUAAGUCUAAUUAAUUAA
Rotaria sp. Silwood2 is the source of this 435-nucleotide messenger RNA. NCBI's taxonomy places the organism in Eukaryota, Metazoa, Rotifera, Eurotatoria, Philodinida, Philodinidae. The record is from the annotation of a GenBank genome assembly.